Messenger RNA from Sebastes umbrosus (honeycomb rockfish), 888 nucleotides. RefSeq names its product WAP four-disulfide core domain 2 (gene wfdc2). Bases 82 to 594 code for a protein of 170 amino acids. Lineage: Eukaryota; Metazoa; Chordata; Actinopteri; Perciformes; Sebastidae. Gene Ontology annotation, biological process: innate immune response; antibacterial humoral response. The transcript is spliced from 4 exons. Gene Ontology annotation, cellular component: extracellular region. Gene Ontology annotation, molecular function: peptidase inhibitor activity. The record is from RefSeq and is a predicted model, not a curated record.
GACCCAGCGUCCUCUGGCUGCAGGUUGUGUACUGGGAUAUUUGUCCAAACUGGAGGACAUUCUUGUGAGACAGAAGUUAACAUGGAGCAACACCGGUCGGCAGUUUGUGCACUGAUUUUAGCACUCUGUGCAUUCGUGCACUUUGACAUUGCUGCAGGAGCUGCUGGCAAUCUAACUGUGAUUCUCCCAAAACCAGGCCAGUGCCCACGUCUCCUUAAUGUUGUCCCAUCACAUAAGGGGUGUACGUGUGAUGAAGACUGUCCUGCUGACCACAAAUGCUGUGUCUUUGACUGUGGAGCUGUCUGUGUCCCUCCUGCUUUCACCAAGCCAGGAGUGUGUCCUCGCAGGAACUGGGGCUCCGGAGCCUGUGCUGAAUUCUGCUCCAAUGACAGUGAUUGCCCCAAUGAUGAGAAGUGCUGCCACAAUGGAUGUGGACAUUCGUGCAUUGAACCAUACACAGUGAAGCGAGGUCGCUGUGCCCUUCCCAAGGGAACCCUCAUGUGUGCCGAGUACUGUUAUCACGACGGUCAGUGUCCAGGUGAGCAGAAGUGCUGCAAGACGACCUGUGGCCACGCCUGCAGCGAGCCCUGCUGAUUGGACAGCUCAGCCACAUUUAACCACGCGUUUGGUUUCUUUCAUGCAACGGCACAGAAAAUGUUCACUUUUUUUCUACCUUUUCAAUAGCAGCACACAGUUGGUACGAUAUUUGAGCUUUGGUUUGCACAAUGUUGGAUUCUUUGGAGGAGAAAGUAAAUAGUUUUCUUUUAAAGGGGACCUAUUAUGCUUUUGUGCUUUUUCCCUUUCCUUUAGUGUGUUAUAUAGUAUUUUGUGCAUGUAAAAAGGACUGCAAAGUUACAAAGUCCACGACAAAGGGAGUUACUCUCCCCC